AUGAGUGAAGAAAACCAACAACAACCAGAAACACAACAAGUGAAUCAAACAAGUGAAAAACAAGAAGAAAAUGUUGAAUUAAUUGAUAUUAUUAAAAUUACUGAUCAAAAACAAAAAUGUGAGGAAAUUGAAAUGAACCAAAAAGAAAUUCAAAGUAUUAUCAAAGAUCAAUUACAACAUGUAGCUCAUAUUCAACAAUUAAUUAAUGAAAAAUCAAAGGAUUUUGAUAAAACUAUUGACCAGUCUAUUGCAAUAGUCAAAGAUACUAGAAAUGACCUUCUUGUUAUUCAAGCAAAACUUCAGUUUGAUUCUUAUUUCUAUCUAACAAUUAAAUAA
Molecule: messenger RNA, 336 nt
Organism: Entamoeba nuttalli P19
Lineage: Eukaryota; Evosea; Mastigamoebida; Endamoebidae
Exons: 2
Coding region: 1-336 (111 amino acids)
Source: RefSeq, a predicted model, not a curated record